AUGAUUCGGUUCGCCGACACGUCGUGGGCACUAUCACCGCCGUGUACCAGAGCUCCACAGAAAACGAAUUUUGAACGCUCAGGCCAGGAGGAGUUGACCAACCAGCGGCAGAGGCUGCUUGACGACCAGGUGCUGGCGACAAGGGUAGUUGACCGCCAGGCCUUUUACGCCCGCUUAGCGGCUAUUGGUCUCAAUUACGGGCCGACGUUUCAAGGGCUGAAAGGGCGGCGUGUGACGCCGCAUACUAACACUGUGUUUGGUGUCCUGGCCAUUCCUGAUAUCAAUUCCGUCAUGGCAAUGCAAUUCGAAUGCCCUCACCUUAUUCAUCCGGCCGCCCUGGACUCUGCAUUUCAAAUGGCCUUUGCCGCCGCCAUUCCUGAAAAGCCUCUGAAUCAAGCGGCCGUCCCGGUUUCCAUGGAAAGGAUAUUCGUCGCCGCCGAGAUGCCCAGGGGCGCUGAAAUCACGUGUGUGGGCACUGCAUCUGCGCGUCGCAUUGAAAAGGCCAUAGUUGCAAGACAUGCUGUUUGCCGAUAA
This is a messenger RNA of Aspergillus luchuensis, 534 nucleotides long. Its product is annotated as putative secondary metabolism biosynthetic enzyme. The transcript has a single exon. Lineage: Eukaryota; Fungi; Ascomycota; Eurotiomycetes; Eurotiales; Aspergillaceae. Bases 1 to 534 code for a protein of 177 amino acids. The record is from RefSeq and is a predicted model, not a curated record.